Molecule: messenger RNA, 2192 nt
Organism: Porites evermanni
Lineage: Eukaryota; Metazoa; Cnidaria; Anthozoa; Scleractinia; Poritidae
Source: the annotation of a GenBank genome assembly
UUGCAGAAACGUGUCAAGUUACCAUUGGUAAACCUCAAUCAACACAUAACCUGCAAAUUGUGCAAUGGGUAUCUUGUUGAUGCAGCAACCAUAACAGAAUGUCUGCACACUUGUAAGUCCACGAAUUUACAUGACUUUCCUAUUGACCUAGUAUGAGGGGUAGACUAGGGAAUAUUGGCUAGAGAUAGUAGCUGUAGAUUCUGUGAACAUAAACUAGGACUUCACAGUUUCUCAAAAGUGGCAAAGCACUCACUCACUCACUCACUCAACCUCCUCAUCCCAGCUGGGACAAAAGGGCACAAUAACACCUUGGGACUUUUAAGCCUGUCAUCCUGAGCUUUGGCCUGUGCUUUGCUCCAUGUCUCCUCCAGCUCAUUCCUGAUCAUCACUGUUCUCCACCAGGUGGAUUUAAUCGGCUGGUGUCUCUUUUCCUUCUCUCAUUUGGAGUCCAUCUCAUGGCUGCAACUUUGAAUUAUCAGUGGGCGCUAAAGUUGAGGGUGGCACUUACUUGUAUUUAGGGGUGAUGUAAUAUAAAUCUUCUUUUUCUUGUGAAUAACACUGAUUUCUUUCUUCCUUUUUCUUUGCGUGGUUCAAAAAUGAUAAGAACAGAUUAAAAGGUAACAAAAGAUACAUGCAGUACACAGAAAUGUAUUUUGAGGUCUGUUUCCCUAUAAAUCAACCAUCUGUAAGAGCUUAAAUUCCAGCGGGUCCAAGCAGCUUUCACUUCUUGCUCAUCUCCAUUUUGUUAGAGGAUGACUUGCAUGGACCAGCAAGAAAUCCUACUUGUCCGGAACUACUGGAUAGGACUUUUUUCGAGCCCCAAAUCAUGUCAUUAUUAUCAUAAAUAUUUUGUCCAAAGCAAUAAUUAAAAAUAUUCAUCAGAGCAGUGUUGGGCAAUUAACUCUUGAAUCAAGGGGUUUGGGGCACUUUGUAGUGAAUACAUUGUAUUAGNGUAAGAGCUUAAAUUCCAGCGGGUCCAAGCAGCUUUCACUUCUUGCUCAUCUCCAUUUUGUUAGAGGAUGACUUGCAUGGACCAGCAAGAAAUCCUACUUGUCCGGAACUACUGGAUAGGACUUUUUUCGACCCCCAAAUCAUGUCAUUAUUAUCAUAAUAUUUUGUCCAAAGCAAUAAUUAAAAAUAUUCAUCAGAGCAGUGUUGGGUGCAAUUAACUCUUGAAUCAAGGGGGUUGGGACACUUUGUAGUGAAUACAUUGUAUUAUUAAAGGUAUCAUCCUACCUUCAGAACCGUCUUCAUACAGAUUGCUCUUAAGCGCUUCUAGCCCUACACACUGUACUAUUUCUGAAAGCUUAAUGGUUGUAGAUCAUACAGCUAAUUUCUUUUGAAAAACGAAAAUGCUAAUGCAUUUCAGAAAUAACAAGCUUUCUGCAAAAGUACAUGUCUCUGUAAAUUUAAGUCCCCAAAGUCUCUGCAGAGUAACAUUUUUUCAAAAAAUUAUGAAUAUUGUUAUCAUGGAUACCUUUAUUAUUCUGUGCCAAUAUUCCUCAGUACAGUCCAAACCAGUACUGAGAUCAAUAACAUGUUUUGAUCUAUUCUUAAAUAUUUUGUCUUACAUUUUAUUAUUGUUAGUUUGUAAGAGCUGCCUUGUGAGACAUAUUGAACUUGUUAAUCGAUGUCCAACAUGCAACACUGUUAUUCAUGAGACACAACCACUUUAUAAUAUCAGGUAAAAAUGAAUAUUAAUUUUAAGUAAGUUGUAUUUUCCACUGGCUGAGGAACAAAAUAGGUGGAAAAUGUUUUCUCGCACACCGCUGAGACCUGGGCCCAAGGGGUUGUUUUGAGUCAUGUGCUCGUUGUUGUUUGUCAGUUGCUUUUUUGCUGUCCGCCUUUGCUGAUGGAAAUUUCAGAGCACAAUAGUUUUUUCGAGGUUUUAUCACAAAUUUUGUUGUUUUUUAUGCUGUACCAUGAGUGCUAAGACGCUUAGGUCAAAGUCUCAGUCUGGAGCAAUUCUUAUUUUUUAUGACUGUAGUGAAACCCUUCUCCAGUAUUAAUAUUGAUAAAUAUUCCCCCAGGCAAUCAGGGAGACCAUGAUCUUGAGACUAGUCUACAUUGUUCUAUCGACCAGAGGCUGCUCACCUGGGAGACCUGCUGCGGUUAUUAGUACGACCGGACACAAAAAUCAUUGUCUCCUGAUCACUUGCGGUUUUGCGAUGAUUGCAAAGUGUCUGAGUUGA